Messenger RNA from Labrus bergylta (ballan wrasse), 1209 nucleotides. Lineage: Eukaryota; Metazoa; Chordata; Actinopteri; Labriformes; Labridae. The record is from RefSeq and is a predicted model, not a curated record.
AUGCAGCAGUUCGGCCUGCGCUUCAACAGCCAUGCAGCAGGAGGCGAGCAGCCGCAUUUUGGACAAGCGGCAGGCGUUGGAUGGAUGACUGGUCCAAGCCCACAUAUAUGCUAUCCUUUCUUCGUUGUGUGCUGGGGCAGCAGGCUGAGGGUAGUGGACUCCAACAGACUCAACAAAAUGAUCCUCAAGGCCAGCGACGUUGUGGGGAUGGAGCUGGACUCUCUGAUGGAGCGGUGUCAGAAAGCAGGAUGCUGUCUAAGCUGCAUGUCCUCUUGGAGAAUGUCUCCCACCUCCUCCACGACGUGCUGGAAACAGGCUAUGGUUACUGUAUCCUGUCUGUUGAUACUUAGCUCCGCCUCCUCCCUCCUUCAAAACCUCAGACUCUGCAGAAAACCACACAGCAGCUCCAGCCCAGCUGUCAAUCAUCAGUCAGCAGCAGGGGCUGAUGGGAGUUCUGAGGACCUGUUAGAAACCGCCCGGCUCAGUCUGACCCCGCAGCUCGUCCUGGUUUGGCCUCACUUCUCGUCAGGUUCACCAGAGGAAAACAACAAAAUGUUUCUCCUCCCUGCUGUGGCUCUGUGCUGUGUGAGCUCAGCGCUGGCUGCCAUGACAACAGAGCUCAAACAGGACAGUUUGUCACUGACCAGGAGAGUUGGAGAAAGUGUCUCCUUCAGCUGUGAACGUUUAGACCUGUGUGAUUAUGAUGAUUAUGUGUACUGGUACCAGAAAAAAGACAACGAAACAUUCACAAGGAUUCUGUGGAUUAAUAAGCGUGAUGUUGACAUGGACAAAGAUGAUUACAAUCAUCCUCAGAAAGAUGAUUUCUCAGCUGUGAUCAAACAGAACAGUGUUGAGCUGCAGAUCCAGAAGGUUAAUUCCUCUCAUUCAGCCACAUACUACUGCUCCUGUUGGUUUACCCCCACAGUGAGAAAUGAUCCGAGCAGGCUGAACAAAAACCAACAGAUGAGCAGAAGUCAGAUAAUGUUUGUGACAGGAAGACAGCAGUAAACCACAGCUCACUGAGUCAUUCACCUCCAUCACACACAGGAUGAACUGAGGGAUUAUUUUACUGGUGUCUGGAUUUAUUCUUGAUUUUAUUUCUUUGUUUUUCUCCAUCAGAUAUUUCAGUAAGGUCAUGGUUAGUCCACACUGUGAGGACAAAGAGAGAAGAGCAGAAACACAUUGACAAAAUAAAUAAAUACAAUAAAA